CCCUUAACUUAUAAUCAAGCGCCAGAGAAGCAGUCAAGUCUCCUUGCCCUUUACUCAUAGAAAGACUAUUAUCCAUGGCCCCAAAAGCCGAGAAAAAGCCAGCCGAGAAGAAGCCAGCCGAGGAGAAAAAGACCACCGUCGGCGAGAAAUCCCCAGCGGAGAAAAAGCCAAAGGCCGGCAAGAAGCUUCCCAAGGAAGGCGCGGCGGCUGGCGAUAAGAAAAAGAAGAGAGCCAAGAAGAACGUGGAGACCUACAAGAUCUACAUCUUUAAGGUACUGAAGCAAGUACACCCAGAUAUUGGGAUCUCAAGCAAGGCUAUGGGGAUCAUGAACAGUUUCAUCAACGAUAUCUUCGAGAAGCUUGCUCAAGAAGCUUCUAGGCUAGCAAGGUACAACAAGAAGCCUACGAUCACUUCCAGGGAAAUCCAGACUGCUGUUAGACUCGUACUUCCUGGAGAGCUUGCGAAACACGCUGUGUCUGAAGGCACUAAGGCGGUUACCAAGUUUACUAGCUCUUGAAUUUAAGAGGGUGAAAAAGUUAGGGUUUCUGUAUUUUGGGGGUUUGUGAAUUUGAUGAAAUUUGGGUAUUUAGGGUUAGGGUUUUAUGGUAGUUUAACUUAAAUGUUUCUUUUUUUUUUUUUAAAUAUUUUGUCGGUCAUUGUAGUUUUGUUUAAUGUAAGUACUUGUUUCUAAUGGAUCUAAAAUGAUUUAAACGUUGAAAUGAAACUGCCUUUCUUUUUGUUCUA
Durio zibethinus is the source of this 745-nucleotide messenger RNA. Its product is annotated as putative histone H2B.1. Gene Ontology annotation, cellular component: nucleosome. Gene Ontology annotation, molecular function: protein heterodimerization activity; structural constituent of chromatin; DNA binding. The record is from RefSeq and is a predicted model, not a curated record. Lineage: Eukaryota; Viridiplantae; Streptophyta; Magnoliopsida; Malvales; Malvaceae.